Molecule: messenger RNA, 702 nt
Organism: Lachnellula hyalina
Lineage: Eukaryota; Fungi; Ascomycota; Leotiomycetes; Helotiales; Lachnaceae
Gene: CDC34
Product: Ubiquitin-conjugating enzyme E2
Exons: 3
Coding region: 1-702 (233 amino acids)
Biological process (GO): protein polyubiquitination; proteasome-mediated ubiquitin-dependent protein catabolic process
Molecular function (GO): ubiquitin conjugating enzyme activity
Source: RefSeq, a predicted model, not a curated record
AUGUCUGCAGGAGCGAAACAGAGGCUCAUGAGCGAGUACAAGGCCCUUGAGAGAGAGAAGUGGCUUAAAAUUGAGCUCUGCGAUGGUGGUUCCCUCUUCAGAUGGAACAUUGGGUUGAUCGUCGUCAAUUCUGAAAGUGCAUUCAAUGGUGGUUACUUCAAGGCCGAGAUGACCUUCACCGACAAAUACCCCUUCUUGCCACCGACCUUCAAAUUUGUGAACCCAAUAUACCACCCAAAUAUCUACUCCGAUGGGAAGCUGUGCAUCUCCAUUCUGCACCCACCGGGUGAAGAUGAACAAUCCGGAGAGCUGGCUAGUGAGCGUUGGUCCCCUCUCCAAGGGGUGGAGUCUGUUCUACGUUCUGUCCUCCUACUUCUCGACGAUCCCGAAAUUUCCUCCCCAGCCAACGUCGACGCAGGAGUCAUGUACCGGGAUAGCCGGGCCAACUACAACCAGAAAGCGAAGGAGGCGGUUGAGUCCUCUAGGAAGGAUAUCCCGGAAGGUUUCAUUAUGCCAACCACUCUCGAGUCGGCUCCUCCGAAGGACAUCCCUGAUGACGACACCUUCUGGAACGAGUCCGAGGCGGAAGAGGAUGACUUUGGGGCUAGUGAUAGUUCAGGGGACGAUUUCGACGAAAUGGACGAGGAUGAAGAGGGGGAGGAAGAAGAGGAGAGCGAGGAGGGACAGGAAAUGGAAGAAUAA